CAUCCACAUCUCACAGAUGUGCCAGACAUUUGGAGACUUAAAAACACUAAGAUAAUUGUGUUUGGAUUUUCAACACCACUGCAAGGUGAAACAUAACUUCUAUCCAACAGGCACCUUCUUUGAUACAAUUUUGGAACCUUAUUUUUGCUGCUUUAGGCUGUGGUGAUCAACUCAUUCAUAUUCCUCCAAAGAAAAAGUGUUUCCUCAAUGAGCACUUGAGGAGACGAUACAAGAUGACCAUCCACGUCGAGGGUGUGGUGGCCAUUGUGGUUUUUUAUCUGGUGAUUCUCUUCGUGGGUAUUUGGGCGGCAUGGAAAAACAAGAACUCCGGCGUGGGCGAUGGCGGGGACCGAAGCGAGAGCAUCAUGGUCGGCGGCCGGGACAUUGGCUUGUUUGUGGGUGUAUUCACAAUGACAGCUACUUGGGUGGGUGGGGGCUACAUCAAUGGGACAGCAGAAUAUGUCUACUUGCCUGACUAUGGCUUGGCUUGGGCCCAAGCACCCUUUGGCUACGCUCUCAGCCUGGUACUAGGUGGCCUUUUCUUUGCCAAACCCAUGCGCUCCCGUGGUUAUGUCACCAUGCUGGAUCCUUUCCAACAGCUCUACGGAAAGAGGAUGGGGGGUCUUCUUUUCAUCCCCGCUGUCAUGGGUGAAAUUUUCUGGUCUGCAGCCAUUUUAUCUGCCUUGGGAGCUACUCUGAGCGUGAUCGUGGACAUAAACAUCAACAUGUCAGUGGUGAUUUCAGCCCUGAUUGCUAUCUUCUACACUCUUGUGGGAGGACUCUACUCUGUUGCCUACACUGAUGUGGUUCAACUCUUCUGCAUCUUUGUGGGUUUGUGGAUCAGUGUGCCUUUUGCAUUAUCCAACCCUGCCGUGUCAGACAUCAGCGUGACAGCCAGGGAGGCAAUCCAUCAGUCACCCUGGCUAGGGAAGAUUGAACCUGCAGACAAAUGGCUCUGGGCAGAUAAUUUCUGUUUGCUGAUGUUGGGGGGGAUUCCCUGGCAGGUCUAUUUUCAACGGGUUCUUUCUGCCUCUUCAGCUACCUACGCCCAGGUCCUUUCCUUCCUCGCUGCCUUCGGCUGUUUGGUCAUGGCGGUACCCUCUAUCCUCAUAGGAGCUAUAGGGGCAUCCACUGACUGGAACCAGACUUCUUACGGGGCCCUCCCUCCAAAGGAUAAAGACGAGUCCGACAUGAUCCUUCCCAUUGUGCUUCAGCACCUCUGCCCGUCUUACGUCUCCUUCUUUGGCCUGGGGGCAGUGUCGGCUGCCGUCAUGUCAUCCGCAGAUUCCUCCAUUCUCUCGGCCAGCUCCAUGUUUGCCAGGAACAUCUAUCAGCUCGCCUUUCGACAGUCGGCCUCGGAUCGUGAGAUUGUCUGGGUGAUGCGUCUCACUAUCUUCGUUUUCGGAGCCCUCGCCACCGCCAUGGCUUUGUUAACAGGAACCGUGUACGGCCUGUGGUACCUGAGCUCGGAUCUGGUCUACGUCAUUGUCUUUCCCCAACUUCUUAGUGUCCUAUUUGUCAAAGGAACAAAUACCUACGGCUCAGUGGCUGCCUAUGUCUUUGGUCUUUUGCUACGAAUUGGCGGAGGUGAACCCUAUUUGAAACUUCCUCCUUUCAUCUAUUAUCCUGGAUGGGUGAUCCAGGAGAAGAUCCACCACCUCACUGGUGAUGUAGAGUAUUUUGUCCAGCAGAGAUUUCCAUUCAAGACAGUGUCCAUGGUGGCAUCCUUUUUGGCAAACGUGGUAUUUUCCUACCUGACAAAGUAUAUAUUCGAGAGCGGUACGCUGUCACACAAGUACGACUUCUUUGACGCUGUGGUCUCCAAGCACAGCAAGGAGAUCAUGGACAAGGCCACACUGGUGAGCCAUGAUAAUAUCAUCCUCUCAGAGAUGGCGCCCGUCAAACAAGCACUGGGUGCAUCCCUCGCAGCGACCUUCACCAACAGAGAGGCCCUAAGUAAUGAUGACGUGUCGAGUCCUGAGGAGUUUCAAGAUGAAAACUAGAUGAAAACUAAAAGGGACACAAAAAAUAAUAAGAACAAAUAAAUCACUACUGCCAUACUAGGAGUCAAAGCAGUGGAGCUCUGCAAUGGCUUCCAAGUGAACCUACAUAUUUUAUUUGAUGUUAAUGAUGUUAAAAGAGGUUCCCAAAGUCAAGAAUAUUCCCAAGACUAAUUCCAGGUCGGAUGCUUCAAAGGCAAGACUGGAUAUCGGACAUUGGAACAAACUUCUGGGUCAACGGUUCCAAUGGUGAAAUGGCCAAUUUCAGUGCAAAUGAUGGGUGUUGUUUUGCUGUCUGUAAUCCUAUUGUGUCUGGCAGCGAAUAUUCCAUGGGCCAAAAUGUAUUGUCCAAACGGAAUGUUCAGUUUUCUCCUCAUAAGCCCAAGCUUCUAGUGUGGUGGCUACCAACCAUGAAGGAUCCCUCCUUGACUUUGAAAGUAUCUGAUGCCUCCUUCGUUUGGGAUAUUCCUUGCCUAGAACCUGAGAUUUGAUUGUUGACCAGUUGAGUCAAGUAUAAAGGUUAUGUUUUCAAGGAAUAUUCCCACUAAAAUCAUAUUUAAGUGCCACAACAAGUCUAAGGGAUUUAAUGGAGCAUAAUGACGUGCAGUAUUUAUUAUUUUAAUGAUGAGAAUAGUGCAAUACACCGAGGAGUUGUCGUUGUCUAUCAGUAAAUAUAUUUGUUCAUAAGUACUGUAUGUGCAUCAACAGUCAAACGUCUGAGGCACCAUUAGCAAUUUUAUAUUGACUAUACCGUGUACAGUAUAACUAAAAUGCCAAGUGUUAAAGGGGGGGGAAAUGGCAAGUCAUGUUUAUGUUCAUUUGUCUAUCUGCUUGUUAACUAGCAUGCUACUUUCUGAUUCAUGGAGCGCUGGGCUUUUAUGAUUCUGGACGGUGGCAUGUUCUAUUGAUAGACAGAAAAUAAAAUGCUGUACCUGCAGAUUCUGCACCUUUAUCCAUUGCUCCUCAGAAAAUAAAAUGUAACGUAAUUCCUUUUCUGGGUAUUCCUGCGAGAGAAAUUGUAUAACUAUUUCAAAAUGAUUGCUGUGGAAAAGACAAUUACUACAAGAAUGAUAGAGGUGGCCUAUAUCGUUUGUGCAGUACUGUAUAUCAACUUGUCAGAAGUUCUAUUUGCAUAGAGGUUUAUGAAUAGAGCGAUAAAAAUUUUAGUAUCCAUGUGGCACAUAUAUACGUAAUAAUGAGCGUGCAAGUUGUAGCCUCUUUACUUGUGUUCACAAUGUUCUUAAAUUAAUAGGCCAGACAUCACAUUUGCAGUAAAACCUUAUCCACACCUCAUGAGCAAACGCUUAACCAAGUAGAUGAUUAGAUGAGAUUACAUUCAGUUACCAAAUUAAAUGGCUGUUAUUUAACUUUUCUGUAAAAGAAAAAUAAUGUAUAUGAUUGUUUUAGAACGUUUCAUUUUACAAUCAUUGCACUCGUUUAUAAGUGUAACGCCCCGAAUCCAUGUGACACAAAUGUCGUCUGUCAUCAUGACCUAUUGAAGCAGGCUAGCAAAGUGGUUGUACAGACUGUACAAUAUCAGUAAAUGCUCCCAAAUGUCCAAAUAUUGAAAAUAAUUAAGGAAUUAAAAAUUGUUUUAUUAUCCUUCAUUAUAUGCAAUAAUUGGAUAUUGGACUUGUAUCGUGUUUUUUGUUGUUGUUUGUCUGUGUGCUACGAAUUUGCGGAAAAAGCCAUACUGUCAUCCAUUUGUGUCUAUAUGCUGGCCAUGCCAAUAUUUUACUCUCCAACCAGCGUUUAAGUUCAAUAUAUAUUCAGCCGUAUGAUAUAAUAAUAACAUAAUAUAAUAAUACUGCUCAAUUCUCAAUAAAAUACUCCAGUACUGCAAUACUGCAAUACUGCAGCCUACCUCCACAAGUGUUGGGGAUGAAACAGACAAGACAUUUUGUUUCCAAUUGCAGUGUUUGAAAAGGAUGAAAGCAGCAUGAAAGGUUAGGCUGAAAGUUCUAUCAAGGGCCAAAAGCAAAAUAAUGAGAUGAAAUAAUCAUAGAGCACUGUAAAAUUGGAGGGAUGAUGCUCGGAACAUCACAAACAGAUGAUUGUUGGUAAUAUAAAAACAAAAAAAGAUCAUCAUGGCCUUUUGGAUCUUGAUUAUGAACUGAUAUGUUAAUUAUUUCAAUGUCAGAUAUGACCCAUUAAAUGUACCAGAUAGACACUUCUUUCUAUAUGUGUGUCUGUUUGUCAAUGAUACUUUGCUUACCUUCGACCCGUCCGCAGGUUAACUGAGACAGGAAAAGAUUGUUUCUCCUGCAGGAUUGUUUGUCAACACUGGUGAUUAUUGAUUUAGACCGACCAUCAAUUAGUCCUUGGGACACUUGGUUAAUGAUGUGAAAAAAGUAUGGAUCAAGGUUUAUUGUACAGAGUGGUACACGCGAUAAAGUGUUGGAUUUAUUUUUCCAUGAUUAAGCAUCUGUCAUAUUUCAGAGCAGAAAAUGUUUUUUCUUUUAAGGUAACUUCACCAAGUGUUUAUUUUUAUCAUUAUUUUUUUGUAGGUGUUCCCGUUGUCUUACGACACUUAUGUAUUUGUGUCCUGUAUUGAACUUUCUUCUGUGACUAUUGUGGAGCCACUUUAAGCAUGUGGUAGCAGUGACUGGGUUAGAAAUGUGCUCACUUAUUUGGUAACUAAAAAAAAAAAAAA
Phycodurus eques (leafy seadragon) is the source of this 4653-nucleotide messenger RNA. Its product is annotated as high-affinity choline transporter 1-like. Bases 234 to 2003 code for a protein of 589 amino acids. The transcript has 9 exons. Gene Ontology annotation, biological process: acetylcholine biosynthetic process; synaptic transmission, cholinergic; neuromuscular synaptic transmission. Gene Ontology annotation, molecular function: choline:sodium symporter activity. The record is from RefSeq and is a predicted model, not a curated record. Gene Ontology annotation, cellular component: axon; synapse; plasma membrane. Lineage: Eukaryota; Metazoa; Chordata; Actinopteri; Syngnathiformes; Syngnathidae.